GGAAGGCGGGGGAGCCGCGCGCCCCCAGGUGGGCGUGCCUCCCAGGACGGGGCGGACACACCUGUUCCCAGCGCCGCCCCCCUCCAGCUCCGGAUCCCCUUGACCUCCAGCCUUAGCCUGGGCCCCAGGAGUCCGGGCAGCCCCACUCCCCUACCACCCACUCCCGGUCCUCCCCGCCCUGCACUGUUGUUCUGGUUGCCGGGGUGUCCUGUCCUGGUGACCGCUUGGCGAGGAUGAAAGUGACCGUCUGUUUCGGGAGGAUGGGGAUUGUGGUUCCCUGCAAGGAGGGGCAGCUCCGUGUCCGAGACCUCACCCAGCAGGCUCUCCAGCGCUACCUCAAAGCCAAGGAGAAGGAUCCUGGUGACUGGGUGAAAAUUCAUCACUUGGAGUACAUGGAUGGAGGAAUACUGGACCCAGAUGAUAUAUUGGCAGAUGUUGUUGAAGACAAAGAUAAGCUGAUUGCUGUGUUUGAUGAACAAGAAUUGGUUCCUAAGGUUGAGAGCCCCAGUGGAAACCUAACAGAGAGCCACAGUCCAGAUCCUUUUGAUGCAGAAGUGGCUACCCAGCUGGCUGCCUUUAAGCCCAUUGGCGGAGAAAUUGAAGUAACUACUUCUGCUCUGAAAUUAGGCACACCACUGUUAGUAAGGAGGAGCAGUGACCCAACGCUGGGCCCACCUGCUGACUCUCAUCCAGGUGCUUCACACCCCAGUGACCAGAAUCUGAAACCUGUUGUACCAGGUUCACCACAGAGUUUGGAAGAUGGGGAAGUCAUGUGUAGUGGACAGCCAGAACUGCUGACAUCACAAAAAGCUAAACACAUAUCCAGUGAUAUGACAAGAACAGUGGAGAUUUCUGGGGAAGGUGGCCCUCUGGGGAUACAUGUAGUGCCCUUCUUUUCAUCACUGAGUGGAAGGAUUCUAGGGCUCUUUAUCCGGGGUAUUGAGGAAAACAGCAGGUCUAAACGGGAUGGAUUAUUUCAUGAAAAUGAAUGCAUCAUAAAAAUCAACAAUGUGAAUCUCAUAGACAAAACCUUUGCUCAGGCUCAAGAUGUCUUCCGUCAGGCGAUGAAAUCCCAAAAUGUGCUCUUACAAGUGCUUCCACCAAACCACCGUGAGCAGUACGAAAAGUCUGUCAUUGCACCUCUUGGAAUAUUUGGUAACAGUGAUGUUGUUUUGAGAACAAAGGUAUCCCCUCCAAUCCAAGGAAAGCCAGCAUUGAAAACAACCAACCUGACAGGAGCAAGCAGUCUGGAGACAGACACACAGAUGUCUAGCCAACAAAACAGGAGCCCCAGAGUACCAAGACUAGGAAGAAAGCCAUCAUCACCAUCACUUUCUCCCCUAAUGGGGUUUGGAAGCAAGAAAAAUGCAAAGAAAAUUAAGAUUGACCUUAAAAAAGGUCCCGAAGGACUUGGCUUCACUGUGGUUACCAGGGAUUCCUCAAUACAUGGUCCUGGUCCGAUUUUUGUGAAAAAUAUUUUACCAAAAGGAGCAGCAGUGAAAGAUGGUCGCCUGCAAUCAGGGGACAGAAUUUUGGAGGUGAAUGGCAGAGACAUCACUGGUCGGACUCAGGAAGAACUCGUAGCCAUGCUGAGGAGCACUAAACAAGGAGAGACUGCAUCUCUUGUCAUUGCUCGUCAAGAAGAAAGCUUCCUUCCCCGAGAACUGAAAGGAGAGCCUGACCGCUGCUAUGUGCUGUCCCUGGAGACUCCUGAGCAGCUGACCUUUGAGAUCCCUCUCAAUGAUUCAGGGUCUGCUGGGCUCGGAGUGAGCUUAAAAGGGAACAAAUCCCGAGAGACAGGAGCUGACUUGGGGAUUUUUAUUAAGUCUAUAAUCCAUGGAGGUGCUGCUUUUAAGGAUGGGCGCUUGCGAAUGAAUGACCAGCUGAUUGCGGUGAAUGGUGAAUCUCUUUUGGGCAAGUCCAAUCAUGAAGCUAUGGAGACUCUUAGAAGAUCCAUGUCUAUGGAAGGGAACAUCCGAGGGAUGAUCCAACUAGUGAUUCUGAGACGGAUGGACAAACAGACAGAGGAGCGUACUGACUAUGGGCUCUUUCCCAAGCCCUCUCUUGAGAACUGUCAACAUUUUGUUACCACCUCCAGGCGCCAUGAACCCAGCCCACAUCCAUUCCUCACAUACAGCCCACAGGAAAGACAAAAAGAACUGCUCCUCGCCGAUACCCAGUGGACUGAGAGUGACAUCCCACCGCCUCUGCCGCCACAUCCCAGUCUGGAAUUGGAUCUUGAAGAUUAUAACCACAGCUCAGUAGAGGAUUCAGCAGUAUAUUGUGCUGGUCAGCAAAUCAACUUCAGAUCCCUGACACCAGCCAAACAGCCUGAAUCAAUUCAUCUGAAAGCCUCAAAGAGCAUGGACCUUGUGCCAGAUGAAAGUAAAGUUCAUUCAUUGGCUGGACACAAAUUGGAACCUACUGGCAAAGAUUUUGGCCCUACUCUGGGUUUGAAAAAGUCCAGUUCCCUGGAGAGUUUGCAAACAGCAGUAGCUGAAGUCAGGAAAAAUGACCUUCCUUUCCAUAGACCUCGUCCUCAUAUGGUGCGUGGGAGAGGGUGUAAUGAGAGCUUUCGAGCAGCUAUUGACAAAUCUUAUGAUGGACCUGAAGACUUAGAGGAGGACGGUCUGUCUGAUAAGAGCUCUCGCUCUGGUCAAGGAGCUCUGAAUUGUGAAUCUAACCCUCAGGGGAACACUGUACCAGAGGAUAUAGAAAAUAAGGCCAAGAAGAACAAAAAAAGUAAAGACAAGGAAAAGAAAAAGGAAAAGGGCAAAUUGAAAGUCAAGGAGAAAAAACGAAAAGAAGAGAAUGAAGAUCCUGAGAAAAAAGUCAAGAAGAAAGGGUUUGGUGCCAUGUUGAGAUUUGGGAAGAAAAAAGAGGAUAAAGGUGGAAAAAAUGAACAGAAGGGAAAUCUAAAGCAAGGCACACUCCAAGAAGAAGAGCUAGAAAAAAUGAAGGAAGAACGUGAAAGAAUUGGAGCAAAGCACCAGGAGCUACGAGAAAAACAGGCAAGAGGGCUUCUUGAUUAUUCCACUGGCCUCAUAGGACCCCUUCAUGAUAUGGAUGAUGAUGAAAUGGAUCCCAAUUAUGCCCGCGUGAAUCAUUUCCAGGAUACUUACGUACCAGCUGGUGUCUACAGGUCGUCACCACCACCAAACUUUGGGGCACUGGGCUACCCACGGGAUGUCCCCCCACUAUCUCCAGACAAGGAUCACUUGGAGGGGCUUUAUGCAAAGAUCAACAAGCCUUACCAUCCUCAGACUCUUGCUGACAGUGGCCGCCCCACAAGUGGAUGUGCUGACCGAAUCCAGAAGCUACGGAAGGAAUAUCACCAGGCCAGACGAGAAGGCUUUUCUUUAUAUGAAGAUGAGGAAGUGAGAGCAAGGCCUUCUGAUUAUGAGCAACAUUGGGUGUCUGGAAAAAGUCCAGAUGGGAGUUCACACAACCUCCGCUUUGAGGGGAUGGAAAGACAAUGUGCAUCCUUACCCAGGCGAGGACCUACAGAACCAGCAGAUUACCUAACAGGACCUCGGUUGAUAUACAAGGAAAGGGAACUUCCUUAUUACCCAGGAAUACAGCCCAUUCAUCCUCCUAAAGGAAGCUACCCCCGUGCCCAGGAUGUGAGGGUGACAGACCUUCGCUAUCCUCAGUACUACCCACCCCCUCCAGCCAUGCACCACAAAGGACCUUUCCGACAAGACGUCCCACCUUCACCGCCUCAACACCACAGAGUGCCAACAUAUCACGAAAUAGGCAAAACAGGACAGCGGGCAGCCAGCCCAGAACAGUACCCAUAUAGAGCCCAGGACCCCCGGCAGAAGAACCCCAUGACUGCCGCCGUAUAGUGGGACACAGGUGGAAAAAAGACGUCUACAAUUGCCUUGUUCUUUUUUCCUCUCGGUCCCCCAAAGUCUUCUUGGCUAUAAAAUUAUCUGUGAACUGGAACCGUUCUUUCUGCUGCAGGUACAGAUUAGGUUCUUCUCACUGAGGAAAUCACUUAAGGCCAAUCAGAGGGGAAAAAGGAAGGUACAAUAUGUCUGAUCAGGCCAUGAAAACAGUGGUACUGUACAUUAAAAUGCUUUUAAACCAGUUAAACUCAGAGCAGAAGUGGUAGCUGAAAAGUAAAUAACAUCGUUAGAUACACUAAGUGGAAUGUCCCAGAGCUAGAUAACAUGCACCACUGGACCUUUCCACACAUAUGAGCCCACGUGCACGUGCGCGCACGCACACACACACACACACACACACACACACACACACACACACAGCAGCUCCUCUGUUAAAGAUUACCGCUGGUGUUAAGACAGUCUCUGCUAUAGAUCCUUAUCCAUUUGGGAGCCGAAGCAACAGCAGGGUUUUUACAAUCAGAAAGCCAGUACCUAUGGCCAUGGUGUAUACAAGACUACAAAUCUGGUGCGCCUGGAGUGGGGUUAUUAUUUUAGCAACAGAAGGAAACAGAAGUGGCUCCUCAGAAGUUUUCUGUCAGAGAAAGACAGUAUUUCUUUAUCUCUAGUAUCUGUCAGGGCCCUGGUACCACUGGUUUGAUUGAAUGUUUCACAGACUAUACCUGCCAACUAGGAAAAGUGCUUGGUAAGCCUGAACUGGCUAUAGGAAUGGGGGGCCUCAGUUAUAUUUUCCAUUUUCCCGAUUAAAAACAGGGUGAGGUAGAAAUUCCACAUCAGGCCUCAGGAGGAAUCCUGAAAAUCAGUGAGAGCUGCUGAGAGGCUGGUAUUUCAAGGACCGAUCAAUCAUGAGGAAAGGAGCGGGCUCUUGUCACAUGCAGCCUAAAGCUAUAUUCCACAAGGGCAUACUUAUUCUCUCCUUAGAUGGAGGAGCCUGAGAGCCAGCAGGAGGGCCAAAGUUGACCUGGUCCUUCCUCCUUCCUUUCCUCCUUUUCCUGGCCACAAUAUCAGAGAGGCCCCAGAUCUCAGAAGCAGUCCCGGGUUUCCAACCUGUAAUUAUUUAGCUGCUGUGUCUAUUUUAAGGCUCAGACUUCUCUAGAUAAUCCUCAUUUGGGAAGGAAGAGAACCUUCUUGUUGGGCCUCCCUGGAUUCAGUGCCCUGGAGGUGCCAAUUCAGUAAUAAGUGCCAAACAAUCCCCAUUUGCACUACAGGGAGCUAAAUGCCAACCACAGCUGGGAGGAGACUUGUUGGGUCUUUAAAACAAAAUGGCCCAGGGAGUGGUGGACAAACAGUAUGUGUUCAUUAAGGCUGCACUCUGAUGUCGAUUUGGUUUUGUUUUGAAUUUGUGUGUGUGUGUGUUAAGCAAAAGAAGGGGUAGGAUGUAGGAAAACACAGUUCUGAAAAACUAACUUUUAAAGGCAAACAUAAAGUUAACAUAGGAGGUUUUCUUUUUGAAAAGAAAACAAGAAAGGAGAAGAUAGCGGGGAGGGAUGAAGAGGCCACAAACUGGGGUAAUCUUUAUCUCUGUCUUCUUAGUAACAGCGGACAAGGCAGUUGGGAGGACCCUAGUAGAGGGAGGGUGUGACAGGACCAGAGAUUUCUUUCUAUUCCUCAGUUUCCCUAAGAAUAAACAUGAUGUUCCUCAUUCUCUGGGAGGUCAAUAGAAAUCCCAUACUGUUAGAGCUGAAGGGAGGGCAUCCAAUCUAUUUGAAAAAUGAAAAAUCUGAGACUCAGAAAGGAAAAAGUGGCUGUGGUCACACAGGUCAGAGAUGACAGUCAGGAUUCGAACACACAUCUUCUGUCACCAAAUCCAGGACUGUGUACUGUACAGCUGAGACUAGGGCUCCAGCAUCUCACAACCUAGCUCAUUUGACUGCAAAGUAUAAUGGCAGAGAAGGGAUCUUAAGAUUUUAAAAAUAAAUUUAAAAAAAAUCUUCCAAGGGCUUUAAGACGGAUAAAUCGAUUGCAGUUCCUUUGAACUCUAUGACCAUUUUCCACUUAUGAAUGGACAAUUCAAAGAUUGUAACUAGACCUAAAAUGAGAAAGCAAACAAAGAACUGUUUGAGGAACAUUCAAAACCUGGAGGCAGAACAGUUUGUCUAGAUCUGGGCCUCUUCAAAAGAAAUGCUAUAAGACUCUUCAGAGUGCUUGCUUAUUCUUUAAAAAAAGAAAAACGGGUCUAGAGGUCACCUUCGACCAUUGACCUUGUUACAAUGGGGAGGUGGGGUUAAGUGGAUUUAUUAAUUACUGUGCUACUAAACACCAAGGGUCCCUCUAUCCCAGAUUAAUAUUUCCUCACUCUCAUGUAUCUGCGAUGUCAUCGAUAUAGGUGUUUACUCAGUCCAUGCAGAUCACAAUCCAUCCUCAUCUUCUGGUUCAUGCUCCCCUAAUUAUCUUCCACAGGGCAUCAACCUACAUAAUGGAGGCCUUCCCCUUGGUCUUUUUAUAUUUCAUAGGUAUCACUUGAGCAGUCUGUAAUCUGUUGAUCUCUUGCCUAGCCCACCACCUUUUCCAAUUAUAUGUUUCCAUGAUAAUAACAUUUAUAACAAAUAAAAUAAAACUGAGUUCCGUCUCUACAAAGUGAUAACUGAGAAAAAGCUAUGCUGAAUGGCAGAAGGAACACUAAAGUAGGAAUUAGAAGCACGUGGAUCUUCUAAUGGCUACGUGACCUUAAGCAAGUCACUUAACCAUGGGAUUCUAGGACCAUUGGUCUAGAACCAGAAGGAACUUAGUUCAGGGCCAUCUAGUCCAAUGACCUCAUUUUACAAAUGGAGAAAGAAGCUUAAAAAGAGACUUCAAUUUCCUCAUCUGUAAAGGAGGUAAUCAGUUGGACUUGAUGAUGUCUGAGGUCCAUCCCUCCUUCCACCCCCCCCCCCAAGUUUAGGUUCUAAACAGAUUUAUAGAGGAAGUGGAGUUUGGUGGGAUAUCUCUCUCAAAUAUUCUUAACUACAAUUUCCUGUUGGAGACAUACCAGGAUGUUGCCUUUUCUAUCUCUCAGCGUCAUGAGCCAUCCUGGAACUGUGGAGGAUCAGAACCUCAUUUGAAUUCCUGUUAACAGUACUCAGUGGGAGCUGGGUAAAAAGAUCUAACGUGGUUUUUUUUGCCACAUUCCAGUACAGGAGCACCUGAUUUUAUUAAAAGUCCCAGGUUUUCCCACCUGGGAAUUAAUUAUUUGGUUCUUGCUUGUGCUUGUGACUUCACUGGGGAUCCACUUGGGUCUUUAAGGCAGUCCUACCUUGGAGGUGCUGAUUGAAUACUUGUUGUAGAAUGCAGAUACACCAGGUUGAUGGGUGGGCAGGUAGGGAGUGUGCUGAAAGGGAUGAUGAGGUCUUACCCUCAGGCUUAAUAAAUGUUGCAAAUGAAAAAGACAAAGUAAGGGGAAAUGUCCUUUGUAAUGGGUCAUUAGAAAUGAGCUCUUUGGUUUUUUCCUUCUCUGCCCCGCCCCAUUUCUAGCUUAGCUCUUAUGGGCUGGAAGCCAGAAACUUCAGCUUAUUGGUAAAGGAUGUGACCACAAAGGGGAACAUCUGGAUAGAGGGAAGUACCAUGAGGUUAAAUAGUCUAUGGUGGGCAAGAGGAGGGACCUUAAUAGAAAGAAAGCCCUCAUUUUCACGUUCCCACAUGGAAACCCAGCACGUACUCCACCUACUGCACACAGACUGGGUCUGAGCUUCUCUGGAGAAGGCUUUUUGUACUGUGUACACAGUCAAUAAAAAUGUGGUAACCUCAGGGAAGCAGCCAGUGCCGAGAAGGUCCACUUAAAGUGAGUGAAAAAUAAAUUAAGAUAGUUCCCUUUGCUCCUUUGAAAUAUAACCCACAUCCCAUUGGCCCGGCUGGAAAGGAACUAAUAUUGUAUGUUUGUGACAGUGCCUUUAUCAAGCCAGGCAACAAUUAGAAACAGCUCAGAACUCAAGGGAGGGCUUAAUAAAUCACUACACAAUAUAUCCCUUCUCAGGGCACCACAGCACCAUUUACAGACCUCAUCUACAGUAUUUAGGAAAAACACAGCAUAAUCAGCAUGGGGUGAAAAACAAACUUCCACUUUAUUUAUGGCCUUUGGAAAACUCACUCAGUAGUCUUCACAUAGCUCAGAACUCCAAUAACCCCCCUGGAAUGCCAUGGCUGGUGCCACUUAGGAAAGACCCAUCAAACAAACCCCUUCCUUGCUGUUAAUCUGACCCAAUAGGUCACUUAGGACUCAAAAUGAUGUUUUUGCCUUAAGUCAGUAGACAUUUUUACAGACCCCUAUUUCCCUCCUGUGUUUGAAGGAAUAGGUAAAAAGGGUAAUAUCUGGGAAUAGAUCAUCAGAAAUUAUAGUGGUAGAAAAAUUCUACCCUCCAUUAGCAGCAAAAGAAGGAAAUAUCUCAUCAGUGCCUUGGACCUUUGGGCUGCUAGACUAUUGCUCUUGGAAUAAGGUGGGCAAGGGGGCAAGUUGUGCCUUUCCACAGCACAAAAUCCAAGGGUUGAAGAUAGGUCAUGGUGGUUAUGUAAAAAAAUUCAGGAAAUGGGAGCCAGGCUUAUUAUUAGAAAACAUAGAACUUCAGAUGAGUCAUCUGAUAACAGAUUGUUUUUUACCCCUUUAUUCAUUUUUAUUGGGUAUUUACAGAUGCCCAGAGAGUUAAGUGACCUGCCUAGCAUCACAUAGCUAGUAAGUAUUUUCCGAUAUGGGUUUUCCUAACUCUAAAUCUAGUUUCCUAUUUACUUCCUACCACUACUGAGAGGGAACAUGGUAUGUUGGAUACAGAGGGCUGGGUAAGGAAUAAGGAAGAUUUGGAUUCGAAUUUAGGGUCUCACACAUAUACUGACUUUAACAAACCAUGGGCAAACUGUCAAACCUCCAGCUACUUCAGGCCACUCUCUGAGCCUACAAAGCAGAGACGUGUAAUCAGUCUGCAUCAGGUAAAAGAAGGUUUCUACACCAGGAGUUCCGCAUGGUGAUGGACUCACGAGUCUGGACCAAUAUGGAAAGCCAGCAUCCUUUCCUCUUCCCAUGCAAGCUGAUCUGAAUUCUGAAGGAUUUAGAAGGAACGAAAAAUAUCCCUGAUAGAUAUGGGCUACCUAUGGGCCUGAAAAACAUCACAUAAUUUGAAACAUUGAGAUUCUAAAUACAGCUCUUUUGAAAGUGGAGGUCUCUCUACUGGAGAGACUUCUCUCCUGCUUUCUGAGUCCAUGAGUCAUGCUGUGGCCAUAUUUGGUGCCAUUAUGUCAGGAAGAGCCGUUAAUAGGAAUAACCAAAGAUGCUAUUUCUCAGCACUCCUCAUCCAUGUCAGCCUGGGAAGAAAUGAUAGCCCAGUGAUGGUGGAGAAAGGAGUAGUCACUGGAAGAGAUCCCUGCAGAGUGAGCUUUGUGAUCAGAGAAACCUUGGGCAGACUAAAAUUGGUCCCACAUCAUAUAUGCAGCCAGGUCUCUUAAAGAGACCAUUUUUCUCACCCACAUCCCUAAGUCAUAAUAGCAUCCCUCAAGGGCUGAUUUUUCAAAGGUGGACUAGAGAGUCCUGAUGUUGAGGGAGUUAAUGGCCCCUGAUUACACUUCUAGCCUGUAUCCCUGAUUGCAGUGAUUUGAGAAAGUAUUCUCACUCAGUCUGCACUAACUGGAGUGCCGUUUACUAUCAGGAUGUAAAAACAAAACCUGUUGUUUAUAAACUACUUUUUCUAGUACUUCCUGUGAUUUUAUGAUACCAAAUCUGUUCAAAAGUUCUAAAGAAAAAUUAUGUGAAAUCAUAUUUUGGAAUAUGGGGGAUGAAAGGGGUGGCGUCUUUGCUAAAUUUGAAAGAUUGUUCCUUUUUGUACCACAGAAAGCAUUUGGAAUUUUUGUUCCAUAUGACUAUAUAAAUUGUACUUGGUUUUAUUUUGCAUUAAAAUAAAGCUUUUCAGAGUUCAAACAGUA
Messenger RNA from Trichosurus vulpecula (common brushtail), 9788 nucleotides. It is a transcript of the gene PARD3B, whose product is annotated as par-3 family cell polarity regulator beta. Bases 234 to 3848 code for a protein of 1204 amino acids. The transcript is spliced from 23 exons. Lineage: Eukaryota; Metazoa; Chordata; Mammalia; Diprotodontia; Phalangeridae. Gene Ontology annotation, biological process: establishment or maintenance of epithelial cell apical/basal polarity; establishment of cell polarity; establishment of centrosome localization. Gene Ontology annotation, cellular component: cell cortex; apical plasma membrane; apical junction complex. Gene Ontology annotation, molecular function: protein binding; phosphatidylinositol binding. The record is from RefSeq and is a predicted model, not a curated record.